AUGUGCCUGCGUGCCCCUUUGCGACAUCCACUGCGCUGCACCCAACCAUUUGCCUUGUCCUCAAGGCAGCACCUCCACUCGCGAUUGCCCUUUCGACUCAUACCGCAACGUAGCCUCAACCGACGACACAUAUACACCCCACCUCCUCCGCUUGACCACAACGUCAAACUAUCUGGACUCAUAGACUACGAAGCCCCGCCGAUACCACUCACAAUGGCCGACGACAUCAGAGGCGACAUGACUCUGGACGAAUACGAGUUCCCCAACAGCCGUCUGCGACACCGAAUCUACGAUGCCGAGCGGACACCGCUCGUGCUCAUCGCUUGCGGUUCCUUUUCGCCCAUCACCUUCCUCCACCUGCGCAUGUUCGAAAUGGCGGCCGAUUAUGCCCGCUUCAACACAAAGUUCGAGGUAGUUGGUGCGUAUCUGUCUUGUGUAGGCGACGCGUAUAAGAAGACGGGUCUCGUGAAGGCAGAGCACAGGAUCAACAUGUGUACAUUGGCAGUGCAGCAGAGCAGCUGGAUCAGUGUUGACCCAUGGGAGGCGCUUCACUCAGAGUAUCUGGAGACUGCGAAGGUGUUGGACCACUUUGAUCAUGAGAUCAAUGAGGUUAUGGGAGGUAUCGAUACACCGGUCGAAAAAAAGAAAGCCAGAAUCGCGCUGCUGGCAGGUGCAGACUUGAUUCAGACGUUCAGCACGCCAGGCGUCUGGUCGCCGCCUGACAUUGAUUACAUCCUGAGGAACUAUGGCGCAUUCAUUGUUGAGCGGUCCGGCACAGACAUCGAUGAAGCUCUCGCAACCCUACAGCAGUGGAAGGACAACAUCUGGGUCAUCCAACAACUAGUCCAGAACGACAUAUCGUCCACCAAGAUCCGACUGUUCCGCAGGAGAGACAUGUCGAUCCGCUACCUGGUGCCAGAACAAGUCGUCAACUACAUCGAGGCUCACGGUCUGUACGAUGAAGAUGGCGCUGCAAGUACUGGCAGUGGCAGCGGCAAGCAACCAGGCGAGAGCUCUGGCGUAGCUAGCUCAAGCAAGGGUUGA
Molecule: messenger RNA, 1044 nt
Organism: Fulvia fulva
Lineage: Eukaryota; Fungi; Ascomycota; Dothideomycetes; Mycosphaerellales; Mycosphaerellaceae
Product: Nicotinamide/nicotinic acid mononucleotide adenylyltransferase 2
Exons: 2
Coding region: 1-1044 (347 amino acids)
Biological process (GO): NAD+ biosynthetic process
Molecular function (GO): nicotinate-nucleotide adenylyltransferase activity; nicotinamide-nucleotide adenylyltransferase activity
Source: RefSeq, a predicted model, not a curated record